AGCGAAACCUGAUAGCGUGGCAGGCUGUCGUGACCGAGCCCUCGAGCUGAUGCAAAUCGAUCGGGUGGUCGCUGCUGCACCCCUCGUCGUUCCCAACCAAUCGGCGCUCUGAUUCGCCCAAUUCGUCCAAACUCCUUCCACUGCCGCUCCCGCACAUCUCCCGCCCUGCACCUUCUUUCCCAAAGUUUCCACAGCUGCGCCCAGUGCUCGCUGGCAGAGCAGCGGAACGAUGGAAGACCGAUCGACAACCACCAAACCUACCAUCACCUCUCCACAGUCCACCACGCCGGACAUCAAGUCACCCACUGCCCGGCCCCUUUAUAGCAGCAAGCUUAGCGACCAGCGACCGAGAGCGCCAGAAGCAACAGCGUCGCCCCCUACUGCAGGUUCAAGACAGCCGCCCGUCCAGAAGGCUUGGACCUCCAACAGGAACCCCAUUACCGGUCGGCCGCAGGCCGUGACAAGCUCCCUACGCGAGGGUCAGCGAGUGCGCCUUGUUUUGGCAUCCGGCGCGGAAUUCGAGGGUAUUUAUAGCAACGGCUCAGAGUCGACCAGCUGCCGGUUGUCGAUGGUGCAGCAAAAGAAGCUCCCAAACUCUGCCGAAAUCACGAACGGUCCUCCGCGACGAGAACAGCCCGCCAUGACCUUUCAGCGGAAGGAGAUCGUGGAAGCUCGGGUUGUCUCCAACAACACCAGUAAGAAUGAUGGAAGAGCUCCCAAUGGCAACCGCUCCUCCUUCCGGACCGAUACGGCUAUCUCGAAUGGGCGGUUCGGCAACGAACGGGCUCUGAAGGCGUGGGUUCCCGAUACAGCUUUUGAGGUCGAUGGCUCCCUGGAGAAAUCCAGUGGCACCGGCGCUUGGGACCAAUUCGCCGAAAACGAGCGACUGUUCGGCUUGAAGACGGACUACGACGAGAACAUCUACACCACGGCCAUCGACAAAAGCCACCCACAGUACAAGGAACGGAUGGCGGCUGCGGAAAAGAAGGCGCGCGAGAUUGAGCGGAGUGUUCCGACCACUGCCCACGUUGCUGAGGAGCGUGUUAUGGAUUUCGUGGGCGUAGAUGACCAGAGAGACGAAGAGGAGAGGUACAGCGGUGUGCGCCGACAGGACUUCCCUCAGCCGACGAACCGAGAGAACAAGUACACGCCUCCAGCCCGGCGCGCCCCAACGGGCCAGGCAACUGUGAAAGGCGCUCCUGUCGAUCCUGCUAUCAUCUCGUCGCAGCUGAAGAGCACCCCGACACCGAAGCAGCCGACCCCGCCAGUUGAGCCUAAGACUGCGACUACCGCGGAUAAGCCACCCACACCAGCUACAGACAAGUCCGCAGAGUCAAAGCCAAGCGGGGGCGCAACCGAAGCCAAGGCAUCCGACAGUAAGACGGAUGCCGCAUCAAACGCAAAGGCUGCUGAUGCCAAAGAUGCGGCGCCCGCCCGGCCUUCCCCAGCCACCAGUCGCACCACAUCGCAAGUCAAGGUUGGCGGUGUUCCAAGCGCCACCUCCACUGUCGAACGUGAUGUGCUGGUCUCCUUCAGGACGUUUGCCUCCAGUCAAAGGUUUAUAGCCGAGAAAGUUAGAACCAGCAGGGCAAAGGUUGACAAGGAAGUCAAGUUGACCGAGCUGAAGAAGUUUGCGGAGAGCUUCAAACUCACCACGCCUGUUCCCAAAGACCUGAUUUCCAUCAUCGCAAAGGACCCUGCCAAGCAAAAGCAGAUUCAGGAAAAGGUCCAGCAGAACAUUGAAGAGGUCGCCAGGCAGAAGGAGGCAGCUGCAAAGGAGAAGGAAGUUUCGGCGACAAAGGAGAACCAGGCCAAGCCGGCCACCGAACAUGCGGGCACCUCCAUACCGGCUACGACGGCCGAUUCACGCGCCAGCGCUCGCCCAGCUGCGCCGCAGCACUCGGCAACCGGAAUCCCCGGUCGCCAUCCGGGCCCGCGAUCUUCGUACAAUGGCCCGUCCCAUUAUCAAUACAACCGCAAUAACCGCCCGCCGCCCCAUCUGGCCCCUCAGAACCAGCCGACGGGCAACCUGGCACAGCGGCUUAGGAAUGUUGAGCAGCAAAAGAUGCAGCACCCUCAUAUGGCGCAGCAUCCUCCCCCGGAUAUGCGACUUCCUCCCACCGGUCCUGCCAACGGUGUGGACCCGAGCUUUGGGCGCCGUAUCAGCGGCAUGCCGCCCUCCUACAUGGGUCCGAAGUUGAACCCCAACAGUCACGAGUUCAGGCCGAAUGCUUAUGCCCAGCCAUUUAACCCAGCCAUUCCUAGCCAGGGUUCUUCUCCUCGUUCAUCGGUUAACAAUGUUGUGGAAGCUCCCAUUCCUCCUCCCCCGGCCAAAGGCCAGCUCAUCCGGCGCAAGACAAGGGCGGUGGAUGUCAAGAAGUGCUUCAUCCUGUCGCACAUCGAGACCAUGCAGCCACCUCAGGGUAGGAACUGGGACGACAAUGACGGCCUCAGGCCCUCCUAUGACACCCUCCCGACUUGGCGUCAGCUCCAGGAGGAGGCUGAGGCGCCGGACUCGACCAUGCAUCUUACUUACAACGAGUACUUCGACAAUCUGCCGCGGUCCAACGCCGCAGUCGCCACACCCAACCCAGCCCAUGUCAUCCCCCAAGUUGCGCAUCAGCAUCAGCUUCCGUUCCAUCUGCAACACGGCGUGCAAAACCUGGCACCCCGUCAGUCACCGCAUAUGCCACCGAUGCAGAUGCACGCUGGCCAGCAUGGCCAUGUUCCGCAUGUCUCGUAUAGCGUCCCGGACGACCAUAGGAUGAUGCACUCCAACUCGGCGCAAUCAUUCGCGUCCCCUAGGAUGGGACAGGUCCCCAUGGCGACCUAUCCGCCGACAAUGAAUGCGCCAGCGCAGAUGCCGUAUGGUCAGCCCGUGAUGCCGCCGUACGUGAACGCUGCGCCUCAGAUGGGCCAAUUCGCUCGGAGUUUCUCCCACAACCCGCAAUUCAUCCCCCAGCAACCCCACCACAUGGCGGCACCAAUGAUGAUUCAGCCGCAGUUCAUCUCGGGCCCCAACGGAAUGGUGGCGGCCGGACCCAUGUAUCCCGGUGCUCACCCGCAGUUCAUGCCGGCUGGUGCAGUCCCGCCACAGCCGAUUCCCGGGUCUAACGGGUUUCCCAGCCCUGGCCGGCCGGUAGCGCCGAUGAUGGCGCACCAGGGAUCUCACCAGGGCUCACACCAGGGCCAGCAAGCCGUGUAUGGCAUGAGCCCCGGAAUGGCAUACCAGCAGCCUGCCUACGCGCCGCAGCAACCUCAGGGCAAGUUCUCGGGUCAGCGGCCCCAGUGAACCGCAUGCCGAAGCUGCAGAGGUCGUGUCGUGGCGCCUGUCUACCUGGGUAGCCACCUCCCAACCUACCCAGGAGUUAGAGAGUUGUUCAGUUACCCGCCGUUUUCCGUUGCUUGUCAGGGUUGCUGCCAUCGCCGCCGGCGUUUUUGCUCGAGGUCUUGUCAACCAAGCACGAGCUCGACCUCAUGCCGGUGAGCAAGCAAAACGAAGUAGGACCAAGCGAACUUUAGGCCCCUAGUCGCCUGACGAACAACGUUCCUUUU
Chaetomium strumarium is the source of this 3555-nucleotide messenger RNA. RefSeq lists its product as uncharacterized. Gene Ontology annotation, biological process: cytoplasmic stress granule assembly. Gene Ontology annotation, molecular function: mRNA binding. Gene Ontology annotation, cellular component: cytoplasmic stress granule. NCBI's taxonomy places the organism in Eukaryota, Fungi, Ascomycota, Sordariomycetes, Sordariales, Chaetomiaceae. The record is from RefSeq and is a predicted model, not a curated record. The coding region runs from base 230 to 3292 and encodes 1020 amino acids. The transcript is spliced from 5 exons.